Messenger RNA from Amorphotheca resinae ATCC 22711, 229 nucleotides. RefSeq lists its product as hypothetical. The record is from RefSeq and is a predicted model, not a curated record. Lineage: Eukaryota; Fungi; Ascomycota; Leotiomycetes; Helotiales; Amorphothecaceae. The transcript has a single exon. The coding region runs from base 13 to 168 and encodes 51 amino acids.
AGUACUAGGGGCAUGAUGGCUCAGCUGGGUGCGUACUCAAUGUUCGCAUGUAGCACUUGCUGCGACGAUGAUAUUUGCUGGUUUGCUGGUUUGCUGGUUAAUAAAUACGGAGUAGACGUCUUCCAAGUCCGCGCAUACACGAUGAGCACGAGCCACCCGGACCUUUAGUACCUUAAAUCUGGGGACGGGUGGGGCCGUACCUGCAUACCUACCCGUAUAUACUCCGUAG